Cavenderia fasciculata is the source of this 1971-nucleotide messenger RNA. RefSeq lists its product as uncharacterized. Bases 1 to 1971 code for a protein of 656 amino acids. Lineage: Eukaryota; Evosea; Eumycetozoa; Acytosteliales; Cavenderiaceae. Gene Ontology annotation, cellular component: P-body. Gene Ontology annotation, biological process: P-body assembly; cytoplasmic stress granule assembly. Gene Ontology annotation, molecular function: mRNA binding. The record is from RefSeq and is a predicted model, not a curated record. The transcript is spliced from 2 exons.
AUGUCUACUCAAUUUAUUGGAUCAAAGAUUGUUUUGAUUACAAAGAAACAAAUCAAAUAUGAAGGUGUAUUAUACACAAUCGAUCCAAAUGAUAACACUAUUGCUUUGAAAAAUGUGAAAUCAUAUGGUACAGAGGAUAGAGCAGGUCCCUUUAUUGCACCAUCAAAUGAAAUAUUUGAUUUUAUUGUCUUUAAGAGUGGAGAUAUUAGCGAUCUAAGUGUUUACGAAGCACCAGCCACCACUACCCCAGGUUCAACACCAUCAACUGCUGGAAACAACACCUCCUCCACCUCCUCCUCUUCUACACCAGCUGCAGCUGCUACUUCCAUCCCAACUCCAACUGCAGUCACUGCUGUACCAACCAUCCCAACACCAAACCCCUCUUCCUCCUCUUCCAAGCAAGCUGCUGCUCCCUCUAAUCCAGCUGCUUCUACCCCUUCCUCUUCCUCUUCUUUAUCUGCUACCACUCCAUCCAACAACGCACCAAAUGGUGGCCCAGCAGCAGCAGGUGGAGCACCUGGAUUUGGUCAACCACCACACAUGGGCGGUAUGCCAGGUGGCCAUGGAGGAUUCAUGAACCCAUAUGGAAACUUCCCCCAAUACGGUAUGCCACCCCCUCCACCAGGUGGAUUCCCACAACAAGGAUAUCCUCCAAUGUACAACCCAUACUUUAACAUGGGCUAUGGCUUCCCACCCUACGGAUACCCACCACAACAAAACAAUCCAAUGGGUCAACCUCCACAAGGUUUCUUUAAAAUGCCACCAGGUCAACAACCACAACCAGGUCAACAACCACAACAAGGAGGUCAACAAGGUCAACAACAACAAAGUCAACCACAACAACCACAAGUUGUACAAAAUUCACCAGCUGCACCUGCUUCUUCUACUACUCCAACUGGAUCGACUACUACUACAACCACUACUACACCUGCUGCCACUACCACGAUAACUACUACCACUCCAGCCACUACCAAGACUGUCGGAGUUGCUCCAGCCCCAGGCGUUCCAGCACCAAUCCUCUCUGUGCCCGCACCUGUCCCAGUCACUGCUGCCUCUGUUGUUGCUGCUGCCACUCAACCAAAUCCAGUUGCAUCACUUCCAACACCACCACCAGCCCUUGUAUCUACCACCCACAACAACAAUAAUCAAAACAAUCAUCACGAACAAUCAUCGUCAAGACCACCAUACAAUAAUAAUAGAAGACAAAAUAAUUAUAAUAACAAUAAUAACAAUAAUAACAGACCACAACAUCAACAACAACAACAACAAAAUGGUACAACCACUUUAGAUAAUAAUAAUAAGCCACAUCAACCAAGAAGAGAUCACGUAAACAAGAGAUAUAAUAAUAAUAAUAAUAAUAAUAAUGGAACUACUACUACUACUACUAGUCACCAUACCAAUAAUCAAACCACUGGUACAACUAGCCAAGGUGGUGCUCCAAAUAAGGGAUAUCACAAGAAACCAAUUCCACAAAAGAAAGAAUCAUUGGAAGAAUUCAACUUUGAAGAAUCAAAUUCACGUUUCAACAAGGAAAAGUUGGCCGAAGAAUUGGGUAACCCUACAUCUACCACUACUGUUACUACUCCAGAACCAGUUGUAGAGAAUAACAAUGAUCAAUCAUCAUCAUCUGAUCAAGAAGAUGAAUUACUUGGAAAUGGUGUACAAUCAAUUAGUCUUUCAACAUCUUAUACACCAUCCAACUUUUUUGAUAACAUUUCAUGUGAAUCAUUGGACAAGGCUAGCAACAAUAACAAACCAAAGACUUCACUUUACGAUCAAAGAAAACUCGACCAAGAAACCUUUGGUGUCGCCUCUGUACGUUCUUUUAACAAUGGCCGUGGUGGUAGAGGUGGAAAUAGAAGAUUCAACAGUUACAAUAAUAGAUCAAAUCAACAAAACAAAUCUACAAAUUAUCAAAAAUCAAAUACUACUGGUGGUAGUACUACUGUUCCUUCUAAAGAAAGUGCUUAA